Molecule: messenger RNA, 1106 nt
Organism: Setaria italica (foxtail millet)
Lineage: Eukaryota; Viridiplantae; Streptophyta; Magnoliopsida; Poales; Poaceae
Product: glycolipid transfer protein 1
Exons: 7
Coding region: 191-799 (202 amino acids)
Biological process (GO): ceramide transport; intermembrane lipid transfer
Cellular component (GO): cytoplasm; membrane; cytosol
Molecular function (GO): ceramide 1-phosphate binding; ceramide 1-phosphate transfer activity
Source: RefSeq, a predicted model, not a curated record
CAGUACGGCGUCGGUGCUGGCCUGGUCUCGCCGCGCAUCUUCUUCUGCUCUCCCUGCGUCAGUAAAAGCAGCUGCGGGAUAUAUUCGUUUCCUCCCCGAUCGGGCCUCCCUCCUGCAGUCUCCUCGCCGACAGGGAACGCCGGGGUGAAAGAAGGGAGCUUCCAUUGCCGGAUCCGUGAACGGUUCAGAGAUGGCUGAGACGGUGUUCACUCCCUCUUUGGAAGGGAUGAAGCAUGUCAAGGCAGAAAACGGAGUCAUUCUCACCAAGCCUUUCCUUGAAGUCUGCAAGCAAAUCUUGCCUGUCCUGGAUAAAUUUGGAGCUGCUAUGGCAAUUGUAAAGAGUGACAUUGGUGGCAAUAUCACAAGACUAGAAAACAAGUAUUCUUCAGACCCAUCAAAGUAUGAGCACUUGUACACCAUGGUUCAGGAAGAAGUUCAAAACAAGACUGCAAAAGGUUCCUCAAGCUGCACAAAUGGGCUUCUAUGGCUCACGAGGGCCAUGGAUUUCCUUGUUGAGUUGUUCCGUAACCUGCUUGAGCAUCCAGACUGGACUAUGAGUCAAGCAUGCACUGAUUCAUACACCAAAACUCUGAAGAAAUUUCAUGGCUGGCUUGCCAGUUCUAGUUUUACGGUGGCCAUGAAGCUUGCUCCUAACAGAGAUAAAUUUAUGGAGGUCAUCAGCGGAACGGGUGACAUCAAUGCAGAUAUUGAGAAAUUUUGCACAACCUUUUCACCAUUUCUCAAAGAAAAUCAUGACUUUCUGGCGAGUGUUGGUCUUGACGAUAUGAAGGCUUCAUAGAGCAAUCUCUGCAGCAGUUACAGCAAAAUAAACAUGUCUUGUGAAAACUCAAAUGUUGCCUCCCGUGGUCAUCUUCUCCUCCCCCCAAAAAAUUAUACAGGGUAAUAAUAAGUCUGUGAGCAUGAUUGCCAUGGCUGCUUACACAGUGAAACGACAGUACUCAAAAAAUUUACCUUCGGAAUUCAUACCCUGUUACAUACAUGAUGAUGUGGAACUCAUGUACUCUUAAAAGUUUCCUGUCUAGGCUGAAAUUUUACAAGAAUUUUGCAACAAUCUUAUAGGCAGAUUCCAACAUUAAUUAUAACUA